Molecule: messenger RNA, 515 nt
Organism: Sorghum bicolor (sorghum)
Lineage: Eukaryota; Viridiplantae; Streptophyta; Magnoliopsida; Poales; Poaceae
Exons: 5
Coding region: 9-515 (168 amino acids)
Biological process (GO): proteolysis
Molecular function (GO): cysteine-type peptidase activity
Source: RefSeq, a predicted model, not a curated record
UAGACCCUAUGCCUAUAGCACAAAUAAAUUUUAAUUACCCAUCGAGAUGGGAAUUGGAUGCGCCACAGCUAGCUGCUGGAGGGACGUUGGCGGAGAAAGAAAAGAUCCGUGCGGCCAAAAUAAGAGAAGAGUCUCUUAAGGUUGCGGCGUGGAUUGCCGUAUGUUUAAAGAAUCUCCAACACUUCGAAACAAUAUGGAUUCCAUACCACUUCAACAAUCACUGGAUAGUCAUAGGUGUCGAUGUCGGGAUGAACAUGGCAUGGAUUUGUGAUUCUGCAGAUUUUGACCCUCACACAUAUAAAGACUUCAUGUCAAUUCUCAUUACGGCAUUCAGGGCCUAUGUCAAGAAUCACAAAGGAAGGCAUGAUCCAGGUCUGGGGAGCCACUUGCGUUUCAAAUCUCUAUGUUCGUUUCCCAAGCAAAGGCCAGGGAGUCUGCAUUGUGGAUACUAUGUAUGUGCUUUCAUCAGUAACACAAAAGGCUACAGGAGACACCCUGAGUUGGGGCGGUUCUAG